Molecule: messenger RNA, 1118 nt
Organism: Onthophagus taurus
Lineage: Eukaryota; Metazoa; Arthropoda; Insecta; Coleoptera; Scarabaeidae
Product: pancreatic triacylglycerol lipase-like
Biological process (GO): lipid catabolic process
Molecular function (GO): lipase activity
Source: RefSeq, a predicted model, not a curated record
CGUAGUAGACGAUUAUCACAACAGUAAUACUUUAGAUAUUUUCAAAACAUAACAUAAAUAUUAACCAUGAAAAAACAUUGCACAUUUUUGCCAUUGUUUCGUGAAAUUCCUUUUAUUCUAAUGUAUUGGGUAAAUUAACGGAAAGUUACAACAUAAUAAACAUAUAUAAGUGAUAUUGUUUUUAGUUCAUGUGUAAUCAUGAAACGUUUAACAUUAAGUUUAAUUUGGUUAUUAAACCUAACCUUUUUACUACAAAUUAAUACAGCGACAACGAGUAAUCUAACUGAAGACGUAACGUUUCGCUUAUUUACAGUUAACAAUAAAUAUGAUUGGCGUAACCUUGGUUUCGAUGUAAAAAAUCUUACCUCGUCUGGAUUUGAUUUCAACAAAGACACAAAAAUAAUCACCCACGGUUUUUUAAACAAUGGAAGUGGAUUCUCUUGCAUUGCUUUAAGAGAUGCGUUUCUGAAACACUACGACAUAAACGUCAUAAUCAUUGAUUAUAAGAAUAUCGCUAAUGAUAUCUUCUCACUACCCCAAUCGAAAAUCAAUGAAGUUGGGGGUUAUGUGGCGAAGUUCUUAAAUUUUUUGUUUGAUAGUAAAUAUAAUGGAACCAAAAUUCAUUUGUUAGGACAUAGUUUGGGUGGUCAUGUAAUGGGAUAUGCUGCGUCACAUGCUAAAAACGGAACGGUUGGGAGAGUUUCAGGUUUAGAUCCUGCAUUAACCAUGUUAAUCACAGAUGGUCUUAAUUCUAAUGUAGCCGAAUUUGUAGACGUCAUUCACACUUGUAAGGGUAUUUUUGGUGCAAAACAAUCACUUGGUACGGUUGAUUUUUGGCCCAAUGGUGGUAUCGGUAAAAAUCAACCAAGUUGUAGCGGAUUGGGGAGUAUAAUUUGUAGUCAUUAUGAAGCUGUUCGGUACAUGUCAAGAAGUAUUAAUGAUACUCAAAGAUAUCCGGCCCAUCGUUGUGAUUCUUACACCGAUUUUAAGUACAGAAAAUGCGAAAAUAAUGACGUACAAUAUAUGGGUAUAGCAACCAAUUAUUCUGCAAAGGGUAAUUAUUACUUGUGUACUCAAAAUGAAUCAGAUUAUUUGAAUUAAAUAAAUUAAAAACCAAU